UGAGAGGAACGUCUCAGAAAGGUGACGUGUUGGUUCACUGUCGCUAGAUGUGACGUCAGCGCGGUAGUUUGGAACUGACUUAAAGUGGCGUCUUCAGAAAAGCAGACAGUAUAACCUCAGGAAUCACAAGGUGUAGACCGCCAUGGCCAGCCCUCCUUUGCAGCAGUCCAGCUUCUUACUUGCCAGCCUGAAAGCAGAUUACUUGAACAAGCCUUUUCUUCAGCGCUGUCAAGAUCUGGUCAAGGUUAUCGAUGACUAUCCAGCUAAGGAGCUGCACUUGCUCUUCACCUGGCUGGUGGAGAGUGUGUUUGGCAGCCUGGAUGGCAGCAUUGUGGGUUGGAAUCUGUGCUUUGUGCAAGCACGGACUAACGAGUACAAUGCUAUUGUGGAGUUCCUCGAUCCCAGUGGCCCAAUGAUGAAACUGGUGUACAAAUUACAUGCUGAGGAAUACAAGUACGAAUUUCCAAUCUCCUAUCUCCCAGGUCCUGUAAGGGCUUCAAUCCAGGAGGGUGUCCUGCCAGAUUGCCCGAUUUUCCACAACAAACUCCAAUUCCCACCUUCAGGACUCCUGAGCCUCAGCCUCUCGCUCAAUCCCUUUGAAUAUUACAUGUUUUAUUUUGCAGCAAGCCUCAUUGUUCAAAGAAGCUACCUACCAGGUCAGCACUUCAGUCCUUCAGACAGUGCUUAUUUUGUGCUGGUUGACAGUUACCUAAAGUAUUUCUUACCUACGGAGGGGAACGUUCCACCUUCUCUUGUUCCGGUCGUCAGAGGAACAGUGUCACCUCCUCCUCCAAGGUCCCCCACAGUGCCAUUCACAGGCUACGGUGUCCACCACACCAGCCUCCUGAAGCGCCACAUUUCACACCAGCCCUCUAUGAACGCAGACCCGGCUGCACAGGAGAUCUGGAGGUCUGAAACCAUUCUUCAGGUGUUUGUCGAGAUGUGGCUUCACCAUUACUCCCUGGAGAUGUAUCAGAAGAUGCAGUGUCCACAGGUCAAGCUGGAGUUGCUCCAGUACCGACUCGGUAUUUCCAGUAUGCACUGCAGCACUCCCACCCAGUCUGGCUAUGGGACCCUCCACACGUACCAAGAGCCCUUCUGCCCUACAGAGGAGCAUGUUCUGGUGGUGAGACUCCUCGUAAAGCACCUCCAUUCCUUCUCCAGCAGUCAGAGACCAGAGCUGAUCACCUCGUCCCCCUCUGCACACUCUCACUCCAGCCCACUUGAGGAGUUUAAACGAGUUGUGAUCCCUCGCUUUGUGCAGCAGAAGCUGUACGUGUUCCUGCAGCACUGCUUCGGUCACUGGCCCCUUGACACUUCCUUCAGAGCGGUUUUAGAAACAUGGUUAAGUUACUUGCAGCCAUGGAGAUAUACCCCUGAAAAGCAGAGCCCCCACAUGGACAGUCAGGACCGCACUGUGCCAGACAAAUGGGCUGCCUUUGUGCAGGAGAAUUUGUUGAUGUACACCAAACUGUUCCAAGGAUUUUUAAACAGAACCAUUAGGACUGACCUUGUUAACGUAAAUAACGCACUGAUGGUUUUCAGAGUGGCAAAAGUCUUUGCUCAGCCUAACCUAUCAGAAAUGAUCCAGAAAGGUGAGCAGCUGUUUCUGGAGCCGGAGCAUGUCCUCCAUCACAGGCAGCACCGCUUCCUGACGCCCAGCCUCGGCGGCAGCUUCCUGUCCUCACGGCAGCCCUUCAUCACAGACUCCGUCUUCAAGGUGAAGAGUCACGUCUACAGCCUGGAGGGCCAGGACUGCCAGUACAAGCAGAUGUUUGGAGCCGAAGUGCGCAACACGGUGUUGCGACUUUCCCAGUUAAUAGCACAAGCCAAACAAACAGCCAAAUCCAUAUCGGAUCAUUCUGCGGAAGCAGCUGCUAACCAGUCAUUCCUCUCGUGGUUUGGGUUCGAAUCUUCAGAUCUAAACACCUCCUAUGUGGGGAACGACAUAGAUUAUAUGGGACUGGACAGCAUAAAGAAGACUGAUGAAUACUUGGACAGAACACUGGACUACAUCUGUCAGAUAUUUAAGCUGAAUGCAGCUCAGCUGUCCCAGCUGAUGGUGAGUUUUGUGUCGACGCAGGACGAUGGUGGAUCGAAGCAGCUUCCUGACUGUAUACAGGGAGCAAAUGGAUUAUUGCUAACAGAUCUGGGGAGGUUGCAGAUGAUAAACGGACUGCGCAAGUUUGACAUCGACUAUCAAGGAGACCCUGAAUUGCAGCCGAUAAGAAGUUACGAAAUUGCUGUGUUGGUUCGUCUCUUGUAUCGGCUGUCAUCUCUGAUAAACGAGCGGUUUGCAGGAGAGAUGCAGUCGCUUUGUUCAAGACAAGAUUUUAGCGGCCGGCUAGCCCGUUAUUAUUUGACUGCGUCGUCCGUGGCACAGACGUCAAAGCGAAGCCCCUUGACACGCCGCAGCCUAGAGAGACGACCCCAGCCACGGAUCAGCCUGAGAUACCUGGCCAGCUACCGCACCCUGCUCUCCAUCUUCAUGCUCUAUGUAAUAUCUUCCUUUUUUGGCUUUGGGCCUGUGUCUUUCAUCUUCUGGGGGCUGCUUGCUUGUUUUUGUUAUGGAGUUGUUAUGGCAAUGUUUGCUGACAAGCGAAAAACUCAUUAACAGUGAUGCAACCUGUUUUUUUUUGUUUUUUUUUUAAUAUAAUUAAAAAACAAAUGCCGUGCAUUACA
Molecule: messenger RNA, 2682 nt
Organism: Polyodon spathula (Mississippi paddlefish)
Lineage: Eukaryota; Metazoa; Chordata; Actinopteri; Acipenseriformes; Polyodontidae
Product: sphingomyelin phosphodiesterase 4-like
Exons: 20
Coding region: 143-2614 (823 amino acids)
Biological process (GO): ceramide biosynthetic process; glycerophospholipid catabolic process; sphingomyelin catabolic process
Molecular function (GO): sphingomyelin phosphodiesterase D activity
Source: RefSeq, a predicted model, not a curated record